GACAAGUUUUUUAAGCACACAAUAGUUCGUUGUUUUCAACUUAAAACCGUAAAAAUGACUCUGAAAUUAACGGCAACAGUGGUAGCUUUGUUUCUUCUUCUACAUGUGACAACGUCAGCCAAAGUAAUUUGUUAUUACGAAAGUUGGGCUGAAAGCUACUUUGCACCUGAAGACAUUGAUGUAAGCAUUUGCACUUACGUUAAUUAUGCCUUUUUGGGCAUCAACGAAGAUGGAAGUUUUCGCCUUGAUGGAGGAGAUGACAUACUGAAGAGAUUAAGUGCCCUGAAAUCACGAAACCCAAACCUUAAAUUGCUGGUGAGCGUUGGAGGGUGGAGCGAAGGUUCUGAAACUUUCUCACAUGUUGCUGCCGACGCUGGUGCCAAAAACAGUAUGGCUCACAGCGUCCUCUACUAUAUGCAAACUUAUAAUUUUGAUGGCGUGGACAUCGAUUGGGAAUAUCCUGGACAACGUGGUGGAACUCCAGAUGAUAAAGAAAACUUUAUUGACAUGCUAUGGGUUAUCAGAAACCUUCUUAACGAAAAUGGUGGUGGUCUUAUAACAGUCGCUGUAUCUUCCAUCCCUGAUGGUAGCAGCUACAACACACAAGCAAUCUCAAAAGUAGUUGACGCUAUAAAUGUUAUGACGUAUGAUUUCCAUGGGUCUUAUGAUGGGAAGACCGGUCAAAAUUCCCCGCUGUAUGCGUCUUCGACUGACAGCGAAUGGGAAAGAGAAAAUUCCAAUUGUGAUGCUUCUAUCAACAAUUGGUUGAAUAGUGGGGCUGAUCCUAAUAAGCUGAUUCUAGGUCUAGGAUUUUAUGGGCACAGUUUUCAACUUUCUGAUCCCAACCAACAUGGUGUAGGAGCUCCAGUCAGUGGUGAUGGAAUAAAAGAUGGUUAUGUGGGAUACAGUGACAUUUGUCAGUUAAGUGGAUGGACUGAAGUCUGGGAUGACGAACAGCAAGUACCGUACAGAUAUUCAGGGGAUCAGUGGAUUGGCUACGACAAUCCUCAAUCGAUUGGGCUUAAGGUGCAAUAUGCAAUGAAUAGAUAUUUGGGUGGAGUGAUGAUGUGGGCUAUAGACAACGAUGACAAGAAUGGGGCUUGUGGUACCAAGGAUCCUCUAUUGGAAGCAAUAAGAAAUAAUUUGUACAGAGAUGUUUAAAUAUUUGUGAUAUACGUUAGAUCAUAUAAUAAAUAGAUACCAGUACUCAAACUGAAA
Messenger RNA from Zophobas morio, 1218 nucleotides. RefSeq names its product acidic mammalian chitinase-like. NCBI's taxonomy places the organism in Eukaryota, Metazoa, Arthropoda, Insecta, Coleoptera, Tenebrionidae. The transcript is spliced from 7 exons. Bases 55 to 1161 code for a protein of 368 amino acids. Gene Ontology annotation, cellular component: extracellular region. Gene Ontology annotation, molecular function: chitinase activity; chitin binding. The record is from RefSeq and is a predicted model, not a curated record. Gene Ontology annotation, biological process: chitin catabolic process; carbohydrate metabolic process.